AGCUAUUCAAACUACUCCUUCAGCAGCAACAGACCUUUUUAGCUCUCUCUCUCUCCCUCUCAAAGAAGAGGUUUUCAGAGAUGGGUGCUUCAGGAAAAUGGCUAAAAUCAUUAAUAGGCCUUAAAAAACCAGAAAGAGAGGAUCAUGAAAAGAUGAGUGGAAAAGGCAGGAAAUGGAGGCUUUGGAGGAGUUCUUCUGGAGAGCUUGGAUCGGCUUGGAAGGGUAUGAAAGGAGCGCAUCGAGCGGCAUCGGAGGCAUCUGAUUCCUCUUCAAUAGCUGAUGCCUUCAGUGCUGCGGUAGCCACAGUGGUUCGAGCACCACCAAAAGAUUUCAGGGUGGUGAGGCAAGAGUGGGCAGCGAUUCGGAUACAGACCGCCUUCCGAGGGUUCUUGGCUAGAAGGGCAUUGAGGGCUUUGAAAGGAGUGGUGAGGCUGCAGGCGCUGGUGCGUGGUCGGCAAGUGCGGAAGCAGGCCGCGGUGACUUUGAGAUGCAUGCAGGCGCUUGUUCGAGUUCAAGCCCGUGUGAGGGCCCGACGUGUGCGGAUGUCGACCGAGGGGCAGGCCGUACAGAAUCUGCUAGAUGUUCAUCGCGGCAAGUGUGAUAUCUUGAAAGAAGCUGAGGAAGGAUGGUGUGAUAGUCAGUGUACAUUGGACGAAGUUAGAGCAAAGCUACAGAUGAGGCAAGAGGGAGCAAUCAAGAGAGAAAGAGCCAUUGCUUACUCCCUCUCACAACAGCAAUGGAGAUCAAACUCAAAUUCAAAUUCAAAUGCACCGCCAUUCUCUCUUAAGCAUCAUGAACUAGAUAAGAGCGGAUGGGGUUGGAGCUGGUUAGAGCGUUGGAUGGCAGCCAAGCCAUGGGAAAAUAGACUGAUGGAACAAGCCCAUAUGGAUCCCUCCGAGACCACUCCAUCUUCCAAAAUUUGUGAUGAUUUAAGUAGAAGCCGCUCAAAAUCUUUGGAACCCAGUUUAGUAAAAGUCAGAAAGAACAACAUGACCACGAGGAUCUCUGUGAAACCUCCAGUCAGUGCUCGUUCAUCAUCAACCCCAAGUUCUGAAUUUCAGUACGACGAGAGCCCGGCAUCUUCUUCACUUGGAACAUCCACCCCAAUAUCCAGCAACACUCUCAUAGCAUCUGAAAGAACUGAAGGGAGUAACAACAACAGGCCCAAUUACAUGAAUCCAACGGAGUCUAUCAAGGCUAAGCAGAAGUCAUGCAACUCUCUUCGAAUGAGGCACUCAUCGGACGAUUUUCAGUUUCACAAGAAGGUAAUUAUUUCUAACGGGGAUUCAAAGAGCAGUGUGGGUUCAGAUCCUUCAGUCACUUCAUCUAAACCAGGCCCACUGAUGACACGUAUGGAUAAGAACUCGAUAAGAGCCAGGGAGAAGGAGAAUUGCUAUUACAGUGCCGAGAGAACGACUUCAAUGUGUUAGAGUUAGCUGUUGCUUGGAAUGGUUUUGGUGGCUGUAGGAGUUCAACAUCUUGUUGUCCUGUUUGAUUGAGAAACUUGUUCGAGUUUGAAGAGUCACGGUUCUAACUGAUUUGGGUUUUCAUUUGGAAGGGGAAUUCAGCUGAAACUGAAAUGAGUUCGAGCUGAACCAAAUCAAAUUCGGAGAUUCGGGUUUCUGUUUUGUAUCAUAUAAUCCAAAUUAUGCAUGUAGAAUUCAUGGAUGUGGUUGUGUGUUGUUUCCUAUGUAUUUGAUCAAUGAGAAUAGAGUGCAGUUCAGCAUAA
Messenger RNA from Magnolia sinica, 1729 nucleotides. RefSeq names its product protein IQ-DOMAIN 6. Gene Ontology annotation, molecular function: protein binding. Lineage: Eukaryota; Viridiplantae; Streptophyta; Magnoliopsida; Magnoliales; Magnoliaceae. The record is from RefSeq and is a predicted model, not a curated record. The coding region runs from base 81 to 1430 and encodes 449 amino acids. The transcript is spliced from 5 exons.